Molecule: messenger RNA, 776 nt
Organism: Canariomyces notabilis
Lineage: Eukaryota; Fungi; Ascomycota; Sordariomycetes; Sordariales; Chaetomiaceae
Exons: 1
Coding region: 222-686 (154 amino acids)
Source: RefSeq, a predicted model, not a curated record
GAAAAACCACAAAACCAACAAAAACACAAAACGAACGGUAAACCGGGGUGAAAAGUGUCGAACAAGGCUCUCGCCCUUCUGCCCGACCAGCCUCCUCAACCGAGCUUGUCCUCCGCGAUCUCGCCACCGGCAUCGUCACGCCCGCCGCUACUGCCCCCUCCUCUUCCUCCUCCUGCUCCGGGGACGACGCUAAAGACAGGUAUUAUGCCGAGCUCUUUUACAUGCGUGUCGGCCGUCUUAGCCUGCGCCGGCGCUGGCUGGACCCCGGGGUGCGUCUUCCAGGGUUGAUAGCUGCCGUUGCCCUGGCUGUCGGGUUUCUGCUUGGGUUUGUGGUGGCUGUUGUGGCUGCCGGAUCGGGGUGGUUAAGUCUGGGUCUGGGUCUGAGCUAUCCUGGAGGUGACGGCUCUGGUGGUAGUAGCGGCUGCGGCGAGGUUGAUAUGGGGCAAAGGCUGGGCAAGAGUACAGAUAGAACUGAGAGUAUCACUGGUGGUGGAGGACUCGGGUUGGUAGCAGCGGCUGAAUUUGGCGGCUGGGAGGAAGGCCUUGGCCGGAUUGUGAUGUUGAACGGUUCGUUCUGUGCCUGUACCUUCUCUUCGCUCGAGGGUUUGGGCUGCUGUCAACUGGGGAGCGCUCUUUCUCCCUUGACACCCUUCGCCGCGGCUGCUGGGUCGCCAUGGCUGGCUUGACUGGAGAGGGAUGGGGGCGGAAGAACAAUCGCGUAACGAGAGGAAACGGGAAUUUGGCUAUAUGUCUCUACAUCUCUCGGUGUCUCUUUU